Dothidotthia symphoricarpi CBS 119687 is the source of this 4190-nucleotide messenger RNA. RefSeq names its product heavy metal translocatin. Gene Ontology annotation, cellular component: membrane. Bases 439 to 3933 code for a protein of 1164 amino acids. Gene Ontology annotation, molecular function: ATP binding; copper ion binding; P-type divalent copper transporter activity. NCBI's taxonomy places the organism in Eukaryota, Fungi, Ascomycota, Dothideomycetes, Pleosporales, Dothidotthiaceae. The record is from RefSeq and is a predicted model, not a curated record. The transcript has a single exon. Gene Ontology annotation, biological process: copper ion homeostasis; monoatomic cation transport.
CUUUUUAUUAAUAUCUGCUUCGCCCUCUUCCUGCGGCUGUGGUCUGACAUUCAUCAGCUCGAGGCAUCACCCGUAAACAGCAACGAAUCAUUAGCUUACCGAAGCGUCCUAGACAGCCCUGACGACCCGCUAUUCGGGUUCUAUAGAACGCCGAAAUUGGUGGCUGCGGACCUCCAACGGGUUCUCCGCUCUGUUAAUAUUCGCCAUCUAACAACCGCUGGAAGCUGGUCUUCUGGAAGAACUUUAUUCAUUCAAUACACGGCGUUUCCUUACGAUAUUCACUAUUCGCAUGUUGCGUUAAAUUCCACUCCGCCCCCUUCGACUCCUUGAAAUCGCACAGGUAACGCGCGUCGCGCUGACGGCUGACAAACGCCACUGCUGGAACAGCAUCUGUAACGCAUAAUAGAGGCAGUUGCAUCGCGACACGACCCAGGCAAAAUGGCUCCGACAGCUGCGAAUGGCGCGACGGCGCACAUGGCGACAACGACACUGAGGGUCGAGGGCAUGACAUGUGGCGCAUGCACGUCAGCGAUCGAGUCGGGCUUCACAGGUGUAGCAGGAGUAGGAAACGUGUCGAUAAGCUUGGUUAUGGAGCGCGCAGUCAUACAACACGACCCAAACGUAAUCACGACGGAACAGAUCAGGGAGAUCAUUGACGACCGGGGGUUCGACGCUGAAGUGCUGUCAACGGACAUUCCAAUGACGCCGAGCGCUGACGACCACUUUCUGAGCGAUUCGGAAGACGAAGACGAGGACGUGAACACUCGCAUAUCGACCACCACUCUCUCAGUUGGGGGAAUGACCUGCGGCGCAUGCACGUCUGCCGUUGAAGGUGCCUUCAAGGAUGUCGCAGGGAUCAAAUCUUUCAGCAUUUCCCUGCUCUCCGAGCGCGCCGUUAUCGAACACGACACGACCAUAAUACCAGCAGACAAACUGGCCGAGACAAUAGAAGACGUUGGCUUUGAUGCUGAGGUGCUGGACACCGUAGCUGCUGCGCCAGCAUCCAAGAAGCACAAGGGGCAGAAGAAGCAAAAGACGCUCACGACGACUCUCAGCGUCGAGGGAAUGACAUGCGGCGCCUGCACAUCAGCUAUUGAGGGUGGAUUCAAAGACGUUGAAGGCGUGUAUCAAUUCAACAUCAGUUUGCUGGCGAAUCGCGCAGUGCUCGUACACGAUCCCUCGAAACUCACGGCGGAGCAAAUAGUGGAAAUCAUCGACGACCGCGGGUUCGAUGCUGCGGUGAUAUCGUCGGUAGAUGGCAGCGUGGCGCAAUCAUCAGGGAACAACGGGCUUGUACAUUUCAAGGUCUACGGGUUACCCAACGCAUCAGCUGCUGAAGAGCUGGAGGCGCUCUUGAGGAAACGAUCCGGUAUCACAACUGCGACCGUGAAUUUCUCAACUUCGAGAGCAACUAUCCAGCGCGAACCACAGAUCGUUGGACUUCGAGCGUUAGUCGAAGUCAUCGAAGAAGCGGGGUACAACGCCCUGGUGGCAGACUCGGAGGACAACAACGCUCAGCUUGAGUCUCUUGCCAAGACUAAGGAGAUUCAAGAAUGGAGACGAGCCGUCGUUUUCUCGGCGUGGUUCGCUGUUCCGGUGUUUCUCACCAGCAUGUUUAUACCCAUGUUUUUGCCUUUCCUUGACUACGGCAGUAUUCGCAUUAUACCCGGUCUGUUCCUUGGAGAUAUCGUCUGUCUCGCUCUUACUAUCCCUGUCCAGUUUGGUAUUGGAAAGCGCUUCUAUGUUUCUGCGUACAAAUCACUGAGCCACGGCUCACCCACCAUGGAUGUCUUGGUCGUCCUGGGAACCUCCGCGGCCUUCUUCUUCAGCAUCGCGUCGAUGCUCGUGUCUCUCUUCGUACCGCCUCAUUCGAAACCUACAACUCUAUUCGACACCAGCACUAUGCUGAUUACCUUCAUUAGCUUGGGUCGAUACCUAGAAAAUAGCGCCAAGGGCCAAACCUCCAAGGCGCUUUCGAACCUCAUGUCGCUGGCUCCGUCUAUGGCCACCAUUUAUGCCGAUCCGAUCGCAGCUGCCAAGGCCGCCGAAGGCUGGGAUUUCGAUGAGAAGUCUGGACGCGCUUCCGUGGACGGCAAUGCCGCUGAAGAAAAGGUCAUCGCCACAGAGCUCAUCGAGGUCGGCGACGUUGUCAUCCUUCGACCUGGUGACAAGAUCCCCGCCGAUGGUACGGUUACUCGUGGCGAAUCUUAUGUCGAUGAAAGCAUGGUUACCGGUGAAGCGAUGCCCAUUCUCAAGAAGAAAGGAGCGCUGCUUAUGGCCGGCACUGUCAAUGGCCAUGGUCGUGUGGAGUUUGUUGUUACACGGGCAGGCCGCGACACUCAGCUCAGUCAGAUCGUUCGCCUGGUUCAAGAAGCUCAGACAAGCCGUGCUCCGAUUCAGCGACUUGCUGACACUGUUGCUGGCUACUUCGUUCCUAUAAUUAUCACUCUUGGCCUCGCCACCUUUGUCACUUGGAUGAUCCUCAGCCACGUACUCCCAUACCCGCCGAAAAUGUUCUUGGACCACGCCUCUGGCGGUAAAAUCAUGGUCUGUGUCAAGCUUUGCAUUGCUGUCAUUGUGUUUGCAUGCCCGUGUGCGCUCGGUCUUGCCACUCCUACCGCAGUUAUGGUGGGUACUGGCGUUGGUGCGGAGCAGGGUAUCCUCGUCAAAGGUGGUGCUGCUUUGGAAACUGCUACCAAGAUCAGCCACGUUGUGUUCGACAAGACUGGCACGCUCACCGUCGGUAAGAUGAGCGUUUCCAAGGCUGACAUCCAGGGCGAAUGGGCAAGCAAGAAGAACCUCUGGUGGACACUCAUUGGUCUGGCCGAGAUGGGCUCCGAGCAUCCCAUCGCCAAAGCCAUCGUCCUCGCUGCCAAAGACAACCUUCGCCUUGGACCUGAUGGCAUCCUUGACGGCUCUGUAGGCGACUUCGAAGCCGUCGUCGGCAAGGGUAUCUCCGCAAACGUUGAAGCAGCCCUCUCCCGCGAGCGCACACGCUACAGAGUCCUUAUCGGAAACGCAACAUAUCUUCUCUCCGAGGGCGUUAACGUCCCUUCCGUUAUCGAUGAGCCCUCAAUGUCUUCCAUCUCGCUCAACCCCCAAGCACGAUCCGCCGGCAUAACCACAAUCCACACCGCCAUCGGCACAACCUACACCGGCACACUCAGCCUUUCCGACACCAUCAAGCCCUCUGCCCGCGCCGCCGUCCUCGCCCUCACCCGCCUCGGCAUAACAUCUUCGAUCGUGACCGGUGACACAUCAGCCUCCGCUCUCGUCGUCGCAGCCGCAGUCGGAAUCGACGCAGCAGACGUGCACGCCUCAGCCACGCCUUCUGACAAAAAGUCUAUGGUCGCCGACUUACAAUCGCGCGGCUACGUAAUCGGCAUGGUCGGCGACGGCAUCAACGACUCGCCCGCCCUCGCCUCAGCAGACAUUGGCAUCGCGCUCUCCACAGGCACAGACGUAGCCAUGGAAGCCGCCUCCAUCGUGCUAAUGUCGAACGCGGACCUGCUCGCCAUCCCCGCCAGCCUCGUCCUCUCCCGCGCAAUCUUCCGCCGCAUCAAGAUCAACCUCGCGUGGGCCUGCAUGUACAACCUCAUCGGUCUGCCAUUCGCAAUGGGCUUCUUCCUCCCCUGGGGCCUCAGCCUGCAUCCCAUGGCUGCCGGCGCCGCUAUGGCGUGCUCCAGUGUCAGCGUCGUCGCGAGUAGUCUGCACCUCAAGUUCUGGACUAGGCCGAAGUGGAUGAAGGUCAGCGUUUUGGAUCCCUCCGCUGAGGUCCCGCAGAGUGAGGUCGAGGCUGAACUUCAGAGGGCCGGGCGUAAGGGCGUGUGGGGAACUGCGAGGGAGUGGGUUGUUGAGGCGUGGGAGGCGAGGCGUAGGAAUAAGGAGGAGGGGGCGAAGUAUGUCCCGUUGAGGGAUUUGGGCGAGCAUUGAGUACGGGUUGGAGGGUGAGGAGGUUUUCUCGUCUCGUGUGUUUGUGUGUUUAGGAUACCAUUGUUGCUGUUCUUUUCUUUUCUUUUUCGCUUUUUCGACUUUAUGUUGUGUUGUCAGAUGGUUGUUUUACGUAUACAUAUAUAUUUACCAUCCUAUAUCGACAAGUCAACACGCAAGUGACAAAACACUUUGAAACUAGGUCAUUUUAGCACAACGAGUACGGCUUCACCACUUAGCGACGCUUUACACAAUCUAGA